AUUUGCCAAGCGAAGAAGUGACUGAUCACGGGCUUUUCGAAAUAUCGCGAGACUUCCCUCCCAACUCUGUUCGUGACCACGUCAAGGGAACCCACACAACCCAGAAGUUAGAAAUCAUGGCGGAGCGCAGGAGACACAAGAAGCGAAUCCAGGAGGUCAGUGAACCUACCAAGGAGGAGAAGGCGGUGGCCAAGUACCUGCGCUUUAACUGCCCCACCAAAUCCACCAACAUGAUGGGACAUCGAGUGGAUUACUUUGUCGCCUCCAAAGCAGUCGACUGUCUGCUGGAUUCAAAGUGGGCCAAAGCAAAGAAGGGCGAGGAAGCUUUGUUCACAACCAGAGAGUCGGCAGUGGACUACUGCAACAGGCUUCUAAAGAAGCAGUUUUUCCACCGAGCCCUGAAGGUGAUGAAGAAGAAGCCAGAGAAAGAUGUAAAGAAAGAGAAGGAAAAAGAGAAAGAAAAAGAUAAGGCUAAAAGUGACAGCGGCAAAGAAGAGGAGAAAAAAAGCAAAAAGGAUAAAGACAAAAAGAAGGACUCUGAGGCUACAGACACAAAGAAGGAAAAAAGUGAUGACAGUCCAGGAUCUCCAAAGAAGAAGAAGGAUGUGAAAAAGAAAUUCAAGCUGGAGCCUCAUGAUGACCAACUGUUCUUGGAUGGCAAUGAGGUUUAUUUUUGGAUUUACGAUCCAGUCCACUUUAAAACCUUUGCCAUGGGCUUGAUCCUAGUCAUUGCUGUGAUCGCAGCCACUCUGUUCCCGCUGUGGCCAGCUGAGAUGAGAGUUGGUGUGUAUUACCUGAGCGUGGCAGCAGGGUGCUUCGUCGCCAGCAUACUUCUCCUGGCCGUCGCUCGUUGCAUCCUGUUCCUGAUCAUCUGGCUUGUGACUGGUGGCCGUCAUCAUUUCUGGUUACUACCCAACUUGACAGCCGACGUGGGCUUCAUCGACUCCUUCCGCCCCCUCUACACCCACGAAUACAAGGGUCCGCGCUCCAGCUCCAAGAAAUCCAGCAGCGAGAAAUCCGACAACAAGGAUUCAAGCAAAGCGCAGAAAUCAGAUAGCGAGGACAAAUCGGACAGCGAGAAAAAAGACGGCGAUGAGGAAGAGGAUGAAGACGACAAUAAAGAAAUGGAUGCGGGCGAAGAACGUCAGUCGGACACGGACAGUGACAGACGGGAGGAUGAGGGGUCGCAGCACAGCAACGGCAACGACUUUGAAAUGAUCACCAGAGAAGAGCUGGAGCAGCACACAGAGGAAGAGGAAGAAGACGAGGAAGAGCAAAGUGAGACAAAGCCCUUGACUGUUCAGACAUAAACGGUUUCCUCACGCCGCACACAAACUCCCAUGCUCCAUGUGGACCUGCUGACGUACUUCUGUCAUGUUCGGAAGAUGUUUCCCAUUUCUGUUCAGGCUGAGAUCUUCCUCUGACAGACUUAAAGGUUCAAUGAGAGCAGGAAACGGCUAUGAUGACAAUGGAAAAUAUCGCAAAGGCUUUUUGGUUUUCUCUGAAAAUGCUUCCCCCCCACUGUGGAUGCAAGAACCGCAAGUCUCCCUGAGCCCUGUGUUUUUCUUUCAUCUUUGCUUUAUCUAAAGUCAAGUAUUCUGCUGUAUAAACAUGUCUGUAGUGGAUUGGUGAACCUUCACUAUGGUUUUUAACCCACAUAUGAAGGUUGAUUGUCCAAUCGAGAGAAAUUCAAAUCUGGACGUUUUUUUUUUUUUGUUUCUUUUCUUUGUGUACCGUUAGCUUAGAUACCUAAUAAGUGUUACCUAUCAUGAAUCUCAAUGGCUCUUGACCUGUGAUAUUUCUGUAGAAAUCUGGGAGAUCUUGCUCGGUUUGACAUGAGAGCUCUAUUUUCGUGGACUUGUGCAAACACGUUUUGUUACCCUGAAGAGAAAUAAUCCAUGUUAACGUAUAACAGAGAAGUUAAUAAAUCUGAACAGUAUCCUUGAUUGUAGUUGGCAGUUAUUUAAAACCAAACUCCAUUUGAGUCUCAUGAGGUCGACUGCGUUCAGAAGGGGAAACUACAUCCACAUUUGUGCCAAAUGUUGAGGGAUAUUGAUGUUUUUUUUUCGUAUACGUUCAAAUUCUGACCAAUUCCAGAGAAAUAGAGUUCAAACCUGUCAUGCCGUAGCUCACAUCCUUGCAUCAGAGCCUUUGUUUUUCCCAUCUGGUCUUUAAACGCUGAGGUUGAUAAAUUGUACUUCCCCGAGGGGCUCUGGUCCAAAAUAGCCUGUUAGUUAGUUCGCGUUUUAAUCGGGCUGAGGUCCAAUACUAUCCUUCUGUAGGGUUGCAUACUAUUGGCUAGAGUGUUAUUUUACAUUAGCUGUUUGUUUGUUUUCUGUUUUUUUUUACUCAUACUGAGGAUGAUAUUUAAGAAAUGAAAUACAAAUGUAUCAUUUAUAUAUGGAUUCUAUAAAUCUGCCAGAGAAGUUCAUGCCAUGUUCAUGUUCAGCAUGAACUGUACUCUAUUUUUUAAUGUCAGACACACAGGUUUUCAUUUUACUGCAUUUUCUACAAAUACUAAAACCGAUGAUGGUAAGAUUGCUUUUGGACAAUGUAUUCGAGUUAGAAUGCAGAAAACAUCUGUUCAUCUGCAAUGCUUUGACUCUAGUGGUUAUCAGAUGCGCACAAGAAGCUGCAAAGGUGGUUUCUCUAUAUUAAAAAACUGAGAACCCUUAUUAAAGCAUCCCUCAAAAUUCAAGGUCAUCCCAAGUUCACAAGGAGCAGGGAAACAAACCCCUCGUGCCCAAGUGAACGUCUUUUUUUUCUUUAAAUGCUAAGAAUCUUUAACCAUGUCUGUAAGUAGAUGAUCUUGUUGGUCACACUUAGUGUUCCUGUAGAAAUACUAUUGUCCUCAAUAUUCUGUCAUUGACUGAAGAUCUAGAUGGACUGGGUAUGACACCAUGUUUGUAACUAAAGACACACUUGUGUUUUCUUUCUAUGGAACUUUCCUCACUUUUGUUUUCUGUCCCACUGUCUUUGAGAGAAAGAUGUUGAAAUGCCAGAUUAUUUUUUUCAAUUGGCAGGACAUUUAAUUUGCCAUUGGCUGUCUGUCGUAAAAAAUGUAGUGUUACAUCAUUUAUAACUGAAAUCCCAUUAUUAUUUUUUUGUUAGCAUCUUCACAUAACUGUCUGUACUUGGAUUAAUGUUGAGGACUGUCUUUUUGCAAUAUAUGGAGAAUAAUUUAAGUGUCUGUCAGAAACUAUAUCUGUAUCCUUUAAUUGCAAUAAAAAUAUAGAACACAAGAAA
Carassius gibelio (silver crucian carp) is the source of this 3246-nucleotide messenger RNA. RefSeq names its product translocation protein SEC62. Gene Ontology annotation, cellular component: endoplasmic reticulum; endoplasmic reticulum membrane. The transcript has 8 exons. NCBI's taxonomy places the organism in Eukaryota, Metazoa, Chordata, Actinopteri, Cypriniformes, Cyprinidae. The record is from RefSeq and is a predicted model, not a curated record. Gene Ontology annotation, biological process: post-translational protein targeting to membrane, translocation. Bases 117 to 1310 code for a protein of 397 amino acids.